AUUUAUAAAGAAAAAAAAAUAAAACUAAAAAAUGAGUUAUCUUCUCCAACCUACAAUUCUUCUUUUAAAAGACGGAACUGAUUCAUCUUAAGGCAAAGGAUAAAUAAUAUCAAAUAUAAACGCUGUCUAAUCGAUAGUUGAAAUCGUCAAAACAACUUUAGGUCCUAGAGGUAUGGAUAAAUUAAUCCAAGGCAACAGAGGGGCUACAAUUUCAAAUGAUGGUGCCACAAUCUUAUCUUUAUUAGAUAUAGUACAUCCUGCUGCUAAAAUCUUAGUUGAAAUAGCGAAAUCUUAAGAUGAUGAAGUUGGUGAUGGCACAACUUCAGUUUGCUUACUCGCAGGUGAGCUUUUGAAAGAAUCCAAAUAAUUCAUAGAAGAAGGAAUGCAUCCUUAAAUAGUCGUCAAGGGUUACAAAUAAGCCUUAAAACUUGCCCUUGAACACCUCGAAGAGACCGCUUACUCAAUUGACUCCAAGAAUGAAGGCGAAAAACGCGAUAUGUUAUUAAAAUGUGCCAAGACAGCCUUAAACUCGAAAUUAUUGGCCCAUUAUAAAGACUUUUUUGCCACCCUAGUUGUCGAUGCAGUCCAAUAGUUAGAAACUAAUCUGCUUGAUAAGGACCUUAUAGGUAUAAAAAUGGUUACUGGAGGUUCUAUUACUGAAUCUUUUUUAGUAAAGGGAGUUGCUUUUAAAAAGACUUUUUCUUAUGCCGGUUUUGAGUAAUAACCUAAGAAAUUCUAAAACCCGAAAAUUUGUUUACUUAACAUUGAAUUGGAAUUAAAAGCGGAAAAAGAGAACGCCGAAAUCAGAAUAGAAAACCCAGACUAAUAUAAAUCUAUUGUUGAUGCCGAAUGGGAACUUAUAUAUGAAAAACUGAGAAAAAUAGUAGAAUCAGGAGCCAAUAUAGUCCUUUCAAAACUCCCUAUAGGUGAUUUGGCAACUUAGUAUUUUGCAGACAGAAAUAUUUUCUGCGCAGGAAGAGUAGAAUAAGAGGAUAUUAAGAGAGUAUAAAAAUCAACCGGGGCUAUUAUAUAGACAACUGUUAAUGGAUUAUAAGUAGAAUCUUUGGGUACUUGUAACGAAUUCGAAGAAGUCUAAAUAGGUGCUGAAAGGUAUAAUUUAUUUAAAGAUUGUCCGCAUUCGAAGUCUUCUACUAUUGUACUUAGAGGAGGUGCAGAGUAAUUCAUUUCUGAAGCCGAAAGAUCACUUAAUGAUGCUAUUAUGAUUGUCAGGAGAUGCAUUAAAGCUAACAAAAUUGUACCAGGAGGUGGAGCUAUUGAACUUGAUAUUUCUAGAAUUUUAAGACAACAUUCGAGAAAAACUGAAGGAAAAUUAUAAUUAGUUAUUAAUUCAUUUGCUAAGGCUUUGGAAACUAUACCUAGAACUAUUGCAGAUAAUGCUGGGUUGGAUUCAAUUUAGGUCUUGAACAAAUUAAGAUAAAAGCAUGCUAGUGAUCAUGAAAACGGAAAAUAUUUUGGUGUAGAUAUUAAUUCUUAAGACGGAACUGGUAACAAUUUAAAUAAUUUCGUCUGGGAACCUAUUAUUGUUAGAAAGAAUGCUUUCUCAGCUGCAACUGAAGCAGCUUGCACUAUUUUAUCCAUUGAUGAAACUGUUAAAAAUCCAAAAAGUGAAUAACCUAAGGCUCCACCUGGUGGUAUUAGAAGAGGAGGUCCUUAAGGUAUGGGCGGAUUAAACAAAAAUAUUAAACUUGGAAAAUGAUUUGUUUUCAUAUUUUUAUUUUUUAUAAAUAUAAAAUUAAAAAAUUCAUAUUUAUUAAUAUUAAUAUUAUUUUUUUAUAUAAAUAAGUUGUUAAAUUUUAUUUUUUUAAUGUUAUUUAAGGAAUUAUUGAAUUUUUUUAACCG
Messenger RNA from Ichthyophthirius multifiliis, 1860 nucleotides. RefSeq lists its product as hypothetical. The record is from RefSeq and is a predicted model, not a curated record. Gene Ontology annotation, cellular component: chaperonin-containing T-complex. The transcript has 4 exons. Gene Ontology annotation, biological process: protein folding. Gene Ontology annotation, molecular function: ATP-dependent protein folding chaperone; ATP binding; ATP hydrolysis activity. Lineage: Eukaryota; Ciliophora; Oligohymenophorea; Hymenostomatida.